GUGAGUCUUGGCCGCGCGUGCGCGUCGCCGGCGCACGGACAUGUAGCCGCGCCGCGUGUAACCUCCUCCCCUCCCUCUCGAGCCUUCCCCGCGGCUAUUUAAGCACGCCUCGAGCUUCAUCGCGGUCCACAACCCCCUCCCAGAGCCUCUCCCCGAGCCCAGAGCCCCUCUCUGACCCCCACCGCCGCUGUGGCCGCCGCCUCGGGUCCCUCUGAUUCCGGUGACCAGGAGUCCCCUCGUCGUUCCACCUCCACCACGGCAUCACCUGAGGUCUGGCGAGCCUCCCCGUGGCCUCAGCCUCGCCGUUCCCCCACUGGAGCACCCUGUUCGCCGGCGGCCGAAGCCACCUCCGCCGUGAGCCCUGUUGCUCCUUUCCCAGUCCUCCUCGAUGGCAACGGAGACCACCCCGAGAUGCGCCUCUCUCUCCUGAACUCGUGGGUAGGUCGGCCGUUGUUUGCGGUGGCCGGAGUCGCCGGCAAUCGCCGUCGAGGCGAGCCCCUCCCUCUGCCAGCCGCGCGCACGAGCGGGAGGUUGAAGACGCCAGGCCAGGCGGGCCCCUCCCCCCGCGACCCCACCUGGCAGCGUCUCGGCGUUGACCCUACCCUGGGCCCGUGUCUGUCUGUCGUCGACACCACCACGACUCCAGACAGUGCCGUCCUCCUACGCGAGUCCGUCAACCCUGAACAGACGCCGAGACUCCACAGCACCACGCCACUGAGAUCUGAUGUCGUCGAUGUAGAGGAUGAAACUCUGCUCAACCUCUGGGCCCUUUCAGUCAGCACCUGCUCCAAAACGAUGCCCCCAGGUUGAUGUCGUCAUCGUCCGAUCCGGGAAGACCCAAAUCUAGGGUUUCCCCCGGAGCAGCCCGAGGGAGAUGACGUUGCCUGCAAUGAUGAUGCCUGCAACAAGGAAACAGUGUCAAUGACGCCGCUGGUACGUCUCCAACGUAUCUACUUUUCCAAACACUUUUGCCCUUGUUUUGGACUCUAACUUGCAUGAUUUGAACGGAACUAACCCGGACUGACGCUGUUUUCAGCAGAAUUGCCAUGGUGUUAUUUUUGUGCAGAAAUAAAAGUUCUUGGAAUGACCUAAAAAUCAACGGAGAAUAUUUUUGGAAUAUAUAAAAAAUACUAGCGAAAGAAUCAAGGC
This is a messenger RNA of Triticum aestivum (bread wheat), 1149 nucleotides long. RefSeq lists its product as uncharacterized. The transcript has 2 exons. The record is from RefSeq and is a predicted model, not a curated record. NCBI's taxonomy places the organism in Eukaryota, Viridiplantae, Streptophyta, Magnoliopsida, Poales, Poaceae. The coding region runs from base 412 to 810 and encodes 132 amino acids.